AAGAUGGCGGCGGCUGUUGCAGCGGCGGCUGAGCGAGCCGGGAGCGGGGAUGCCGGGCUCCGUCGGCGGCGGCGGCUGCAGCUGCACUUGCAGCUGCUGCUCUGGCUGCCGCUGCUGGCCUGGGAAGCCGGGGCGGAGCAGAUGGAGGAGUACCUGAAGCGGGAGCACUCGCUCACCAUGCCUUACCAGGGUGUGGGAUCUGGCAGUUCGUCACUGUGGGAACUUAUGGGCAAUGCGAUGGUGAUGACCCAGUUUGUUCGUCUCACGCCAGAUAUCCAAAGCAAGCAGGGUGCUGUCUGGAACAGAGUGCCUUGUUACUUGAGAGACUGGGAGAUGCAGGUACAUUUCAAAAUCCACGGACAAGGGAAAAAAAACCUCAACGGAGACGGGUUUGCCAUCUGGUACGCCAAGGAUCGAAUGCAGCCAGGGCCGGUCUUUGGGAGCAAGGAUACCUUCAUAGGGCUGGGCGUGUUUGUAGAUACGUACCCCAAUGAGGAGAAGCAGCAAGAGGCCCAGAAGAAGAGGUAUUCAUCAGGAAACCAGCGCGUCUUCCCGUACGUCUCGGCCAUGGUCACCAAUGGGUCCCUUGUCUAUGACCAUGAGAGGGACGGGCGGCCGACCGAACUUGGGGGUUGUACGGCCAUCGUUCGCAACCUGGAGCAUGACACGUUCCUGGUGAUCCGCUAUGUGAAGAGGAGGCUUACCGUCUUGCUCGACAUUGACGGGAAGCACGAAUGGAGAGACUGCGUUGACAUUCCCGGAGUCCACUUACCACGUGGAUACUUCUUCGGAAUCUCUUCCGCCACGGGAGACUUGUCAGACAAUCACGACAUCAUUUCUCUGAAGACCUACCAGCUGACGGUCGAUCGGUCGAUGGAAGAAGAGAAGCGCGACAAAGAAGUCUUCCUCCCUGUGGUGGACAACAUGAAACUCCCUGGGAUGGUGACGCCGAUGGAACCCAUGAGCGGCCUCGCUCUCUUCUUGAUCGUCUUCUUUUCGCUGGUGGCCAUCGUCUUCGCCAUCGUCGUUGGCGUCAUUGUUUACAACAAAUGGCAAGAACGGAGCCGGAAACAUUUCUACUGACCUGCAGGCCUCCUCUCGGGAUUCGUCCCGUCCUCCUGGCUUUCUGGACGGCCAUCGGAUUCCAUCAGCAAGGGAGGAAAUCAUGGAAACGGGCAGCUCAACCCCUUCCAGGGGGGGCUCCUAAACCUAACAAGAGGGCUGAUGUUUGGACCGGUGGUCUCCUUGGGGUGGCGAGACGCGGUUAUCUCUGCUCUUUCCCUUUGCCUUCCUUGGACUAAGUUCUCAGCACUGGCUUUCGGCGGGUUGUUCUGACGGGCUUUGUCAGCCCCUUCCCCCGAGGAUGUAGCACACAGUGGGGCCUCUGUUGACUCUGUUUUGGGGGUGGGGUGGGGGGUGGGAGACAUAUUUAAUCAAGAGAUUUGGAGCUGCCAUCCUCAUCUCCUCUAGCGGAGGGGUUGGAAGAUGGGAACUGUGGUUUUGGGGGAAAUGUCAAGGCAGCUGCGAAAAGGAAAUUGGGAUAUGGUAAUCGGCAGCAACCAGUGGUGGGAUUUGAUUUUUUUUUUUUACUACCGGGUCGGUGAGCGUGGCUU
This is a messenger RNA of Notechis scutatus (mainland tiger snake), 1613 nucleotides long. RefSeq names its product lectin, mannose binding 2 like (gene LMAN2L). NCBI's taxonomy places the organism in Eukaryota, Metazoa, Chordata, Lepidosauria, Squamata, Elapidae. Gene Ontology annotation, molecular function: D-mannose binding. The record is from RefSeq and is a predicted model, not a curated record. Gene Ontology annotation, cellular component: Golgi membrane; endoplasmic reticulum-Golgi intermediate compartment; COPII-coated ER to Golgi transport vesicle. Gene Ontology annotation, biological process: endoplasmic reticulum to Golgi vesicle-mediated transport.